Messenger RNA from Polypterus senegalus (gray bichir), 864 nucleotides. Its product is annotated as G2/M phase-specific E3 ubiquitin-protein ligase-like. NCBI's taxonomy places the organism in Eukaryota, Metazoa, Chordata, Cladistia, Polypteriformes, Polypteridae. The record is from RefSeq and is a predicted model, not a curated record. Bases 70 to 615 code for a protein of 181 amino acids. Gene Ontology annotation, molecular function: ubiquitin-protein transferase activity. The transcript has 4 exons.
UUAUCAGGGAGCUUUCUGAUAAAGACAAAAUUGUGGAAGAUUAUCUGAAGUGGUAUUUUUUCACCAGAAAUGCUGCUUGUAUUCAAAGGUUCUAGCAAACAGUGCUGCAGAUCUUAUGGAAACAUAUCCUCAGAAGUUGACAUCACAAUAUACAGGUUCAAAGAAGGACUAGCCACACUAAAUGUUCUUGAAGCAAUGAAACAAAAUCCAUCAGGAUUCAUGAAAUACUUCUGUUUUUCUGAGAAAAAAAUAACAGCUGAAAUUAUAGAGAAUCUUUUUAAAGCUGAGUUUAGCCAGCCUGGUAGCAACAGAAGACAAGAGGAACUGAGGAUAGCUGCAUACUGGGCAGACUACUUGUUAGAUAUUGAAGGUAAAACAUCAUUUGCUGAACCAUCUUUGGAAGAUAUCCUCAUGUUCUCAACUGGUGUUUCCUCAAUCCCACCAAUCGGCUUCCAUCCAAAGCCAACAGUUAAUUUCUUGCAUAAUGAGUCACCAUAUCCCAUUGCUCAAACAUGCACCAAUUCUUUAAGCAUCCCCAUACAUAAAACAUAUGAUAAAUUCAAAUAUCAUAUGAAUUUUGGUAUUUUAAACUCACCUGGAUUUGGACAACACUAAAUUCUGAUAUAAUUAAUGAAAGAAUACCAAUCAUCAUAUAUUUUUGCCAGCCCUGAACUUGCUCUUUCAUUACAUUUUCCACAAAAAUUAUACUAUUAGCUAUGUCAGUUAUUAUGUUUUGAACGUUUUUGGCUAAUUUUACAUUUAAAGUUGCUUGAGUUCAUUUUGCAAACAUGGACAUUUUUUCUUUAAUACCGAAUAACCAGGAUCUUCCAUCAGUCAUUUUUCACGUAAUUUCAUUUUGGUCAG